AUGACUACCACAGACCCCCAACUCCUCCGCAAACUCGGCAGCAUUGAACACUUCUCCUCCUCCCGCCACCACCUCGGCAUCUACCGCUGCGUCACCGUCUCCGCCCGCCAUCACCACGCCCCAUCGUCCCCCUCUCACUCCUACCUCGCCUCAACCUCCCCCAGCCCAUCCUUCCUCGCGGCCCUCGCCCACGUCGUCCGCCACCAGCCCAUGCUCCGCGUCGGCAUCGCAGCCGACGACACCAACGACGCCCACUUCACGCACGUCUCCUCCGUCGACCUCCGGGAGCACGUCUCCGUGACGUCCGUCCCUUGCCGGUCCGCGCAGGAAUACGAAGACCGGGUCGCGCAGCAGCAGGGAUGGGAGCACGAUCAGAGGUUCGCCGAUGUAGCUACACGGCCGCCGUGGAGAAUCACAAUCCUGCGGCCGAGCGGCGAUGUCCCCGAGCUGCAGGACAUUGAAGACGUCUUCUUUGCGUUUCAUCAUGCUCUCAUGGAUGGGACCAGUGGCCGCCUCUUUCACGAGAUGCUCCUCGCCGCGCCUUCGUACCAGAGCAGCACUUCUCCGUCGCCCGCCGAGGCCGAACCCGUCCUCUCCUUUCCGGAACCCCCCUCUCUCCCCGAGUCCCAAGAACAGGGCGUCGACUUCACCCUCUCGUGGAGCUACACCCUCCGCACCCUCUGGACCGAACUCGGCCCAUCAUUCCUCAGACCGGCCAAGCAACCCAUCUGGAACGCCAUCCCCAUGGACUUCUCCCUCUCCUACAAAACCCGCGUCAAAGUCGUCAGCUACCCUCCCGAGCAGCUCUCAGCUUUACUCUCCGCAUGCAGAAGCCACUCCGUAACCCUCACCGCGCUCUUACACUCCCUCAUCCUGACCUCCCUGGCAAAACGCAUCCCCUCCCCAUCGUCGGCACCGGCCUUUGCCGCCGCGACGCCCGUGUCUCUCCGGCCGUACUUGUCCCCCGCCAAGAGCGAUCCGGCACAUGCCUCGUCCCUGCGCUGUCUCGUCACAGGCUGCACGCACCAUUUCUCUCCCGAGGCGGUUUCCGCGCUGAGAGCAGCACAAGAUGAUGCAGACGCCGCCACCACGACGACGGCCCUGAUAUGGAAAAACGCGCAGGGCGUCAAGGCGGAACUCGCUGCCAAACUGGACACGCUGCCCGCCGACGACGUCAUGGGCCUGCUCAAGUACAUUAACGACUGGUUCGCUUUCUGGCGCGGCAGGGACGGCAAGCCGCGUGCGGAUUCGUGGGAGGUGAGCAACAUUGGCGUUCUGAAGAAUCCCUCUCCUCCUCGAGAUGAUGAUCAGGUUCCCAGAGCGACUCGUCUGCUCUUCACGAACGGCGCCAUGGUUGCGGGACCGCCGAUGGGAAUCAACGUCGCGAGUCUGGCGGGAUCGGAGUUCACGAUUGGAUUGUCGUGGCAGGAUAAGGUCGUUGAGGACGAGUUGAUGGAGCAGUUGGCUGAGGAUCUGAGGUCGUAUGCUGCCAAGUUUCACGAGACGGGCGGUUCUUUCGUCUAG
Messenger RNA from Trichoderma citrinoviride, 1524 nucleotides. RefSeq lists its product as hypothetical. Lineage: Eukaryota; Fungi; Ascomycota; Sordariomycetes; Hypocreales; Hypocreaceae. Bases 1 to 1524 code for a protein of 507 amino acids. The record is from RefSeq and is a predicted model, not a curated record. The transcript has 2 exons. Gene Ontology annotation, molecular function: N-acetyltransferase activity.